Molecule: messenger RNA, 501 nt
Organism: Aspergillus campestris IBT 28561
Lineage: Eukaryota; Fungi; Ascomycota; Eurotiomycetes; Eurotiales; Aspergillaceae
Product: MAPEG family protein
Exons: 3
Coding region: 1-501 (166 amino acids)
Cellular component (GO): membrane
Source: RefSeq, a predicted model, not a curated record
AUGUCUUCUAUCCUGAGUACCCUGGGCCUUCAUGCCGCAGCCAGCGGUGCCGCACCGCCUAACCACGCAGUGGGCUAUAUCGUGGCCAACUGGUUCUUCGCGUACCUCGCGACCAGCGCACGAGCGUCCAAGAUGUGGCUAGGUCUUGAUCACAAUAGCGCGCCGCGUGAGGACCUGGCUAAAUACGGCGAGGCCGCUGUACAGUCGGGGAAGAUCAGCCGGGGAACGCUGAACCGACUGAAGCGUCAGGAAGCUGCGCACGCGAACGCGGUUGAGGGGUUUCCUCUAUUUAUUGCAGCGAUGCUCCUUGGCAUCUUCGCCGGCCUUCCGACCGAAACGAUCAACGGAAUCGGAGCAUGGUAUAGCGUGUCGCGGCUGUUGUUCACAGUCAGCUACGCGUUGACCGAGUCGGAGGGGAUGAGCUUCCUCCGGUCUGCGUUUUGGUUUUCGGGCAAUAUUGGCUGCAUCGCGGGGCUGCUGGAAGCGGCCAAGACGCUGUAA